GGAGGCAGCAGUGGCGCAUCUCACAUAACCGCCGCUGGAAUAUAACGGCCGCUUAGGAUGUGAGCGAUUCUCGGCCUCGCCACCGGCCAAAGCCUCCGUUAUCCAUGACAAACGUAUGCGAACAGAGACAACGCGCGCGUGAGGGCGUACGGUACACAGCGGAAAGAUAAUCGGUAUUAUUAUGAGAAAAGAGGACGGGGUAGUCGGAGCCGUAUUUGUUUUGCUCGCGGAGAUGAGGCGGGGGGUACCGAGUCGCUACAAAAUCGUUGGGCUCCGGCCAAGCAGUGCUCUGUUUUAGCACGUAUAAACCGCCGAGCUCGCGUUUCCAUCGAACAUAGACUCUUUUGAACGUUACGGCUUGUAUCACAUCAAAAUCAUGCAGCUGUAUCGAGGACAUCUGUGAGAUUUGCGGGACUGCUGUUGCCGCUGCCAUGACAGACGCAGGCUUUACGGCUCAACCGGCUACCGUGCAGGCGGUGUGAGAGAAGCGCGGCCCCAGCUGCAGCAGCACGGCCGAUGUGGGCCGCCUUUACCGGGGGAGCUUAAAUUUGUAAAUACUUAUUCGCGUUAUUCGUCCUAAUCGUUUGCAAUCUCAGGGAAAAUGUCCUCUCGGUCUGCUUUACCGUCUGCGAACGACCGGAGCACAGAUCAUCAUGCGUCUCUGGUGGCGAGUCGCUCUGAAAAGGGGACGAAUGUGUCAAGUCGUUCACUGGGCGCAAGGUGUCGUAACUCCAUGGCCUCUUGCUCAGACGAGCUGCCACAUAUUGGAAACUAUCGGCUCCUUAAAACCAUCGGCAAGGGAAACUUUGCUAAAGUCAAACUAGCCCGCCACAUCCUCACAGGCAAAGAGGUUGCAAUAAAGAUUAUUGACAAAACUCAGUUGAAUCCAACCAGCCUACAAAAGCUGUUCAGAGAGGUGCGGAUUAUGAAGACGCUCCACCACCCCAACAUAGUGCAACUCUUCGAGGUUAUUGAAACUGAGAAGACGCUUUAUCUUGUGAUGGAAUAUGCAAGUGGAGGUGAGGUGUUCGAUUACCUGGUGUCUCAUGGGAGAAUGAAGGAGAUUGAGGCUAGAGCCAAAUUCAGACAGAUUGUGUCGGCUGUUCAUUACUGUCACCAGAAGAAUAUAGUUCACAGAGAUCUGAAGGCUGAAAAUUUGCUGCUGGAUGCAGAUUCUAAUAUAAAGAUUGCAGACUUUGGCUUUAGUAAUGAGUUUACACUGGGGAAUAAGUUGGACACGUUCUGCGGUUCCCCGCCUUACGCAGCUCCAGAGCUCUUUCAAGGCAAGAAGUAUGAUGGGCCAGAGGUGGACAUCUGGAGUCUGGGAGUAAUCCUCUACACACUGGUCAGCGGGUCUCUUCCUUUUGAUGGACAGAACCUCAAGGAGCUGCGUGAGCGCGUGUUGAGGGGAAAGUAUCGUGUGCCCUUCUACAUGUCCACAGAGUGUGAGGGGAUCCUGCGCAGAUUUCUUGUGCUAAAUCCCUCCAAACGUUGCACUCUAGAGCAAGUGAUGAAGGACAAGUGGAUGAAUACAGGGUACGAGGGUGAGGACCUAAAGCCCCACAUUGAGCCAGUGGAGGACUACAGUGACGCCAGCCGCAUUGAGAUUAUGGUCGGCAUGGGUUUUACCACAGAAGAGAUUAAAGAUUCUUUACUCAGUCAGAAAUAUAAUGAAGUCACGGCUACAUAUCUGUUGUUGGGCCUUAAGACAGAGGAUGCCCCUGAGUCCCGAGUGAGUGGCAGUAUGACGUUGCCACGGGCGCGACCGAGCCCAAUUACCAACGGAACCAACAAACACUCCUCUUCUUCAUCAUCUUCACACAGCAAGACUCAGCGCAGUGCCUCUACCUACCAUCGCCAGAGACGGCACAGUGACUUCUGUGGUCCCAGCAUGCCUGUGAUGCACCCUAAGCGCAGCCCGACCAGCGGCGGAGAUCGCGAGCUACGCGAGAGCCGUAUGCCACCACGGAAGGCCAGCUGCAGUGUAAUGGGCAGUCGGACCCUCCCUCCAUCCAGCCCGAUGGUCAGCACAGCUAACAACCCCAACAAGGCAGAGAUACCAGACCGGCGCAAAGAGAUGACGGCCACCACCAAUAAUAUCCCAGGAAGUACUAUGACCCGCAGGAAUACUUACGUAUGUACAGAUCGUACCAGCACUGACCGCCACUCGCUGCUGCAGAACGGCAAAGACAACAGCUCUCUGUCUCAUCGCCUCCCCCCAAGCUCUCCCUCCACACUCAGUAUUGUCGGAGCAGGCGCAUCCUCGUCUUCCUCAGGCGAGCGCUGUCGACUGACACGUGGAUCCACCAUCCGUAGCACCUUCCACGGGGGUCAGCUCCGUGACCGUGUGCCGGCCACCUAUGGACCUCCACCCACAUCGCCCACCCUCAGCCAUGACGCUGGAGCCUUGCCGCCAAACGCCCGCAGCCGGGCCACUUCUAACCUGUUCACCAAGCUCACCUCCAAACUAACACGCCGGGUCGCAAAUGAAUCUGAGGGAGUCUGCAGAUCUCCGGUCACAAGUGGCAAUUUAUCUGGGGAUCAGAAAGCGUCCAAGCCCUGGGGCGGGGGAGGGGGGUGGGAUGUAAGGAGUCAUCUCUCCCGUCCCCCCCGGGCCCCUGCAGAAGUGAUACUGGCCUUGCGUGAGGCAGCAAGGGGGUGUGGCUGCCAGGUCCGGCACGCUGGCCCAUUUCUGCUGUGCUGCAGUCAUGGGGCAGCAGGGUCGAAGGUCGCCUUCCAAGCUGAGGUGUGCCAACUGAGUAUGGGUCCCGCAGAGGCUAACGGAGUACGCUACACACGCUUGUGGGGGGCCCCCCUUGCCUUCAGGCACAUCGCAUCGCAGAUCUCUAAAGAGGUGGAGCUCUGAGGGGAUGGGGGAGGAAAUUUGUCUCGGAUACGAGCCCUCAGUAUCGAAGUGACUUUGACCUGCCCACCUAUGUGUUAUAGACUUUAAACAACAUUUGCUCCCUCCAGUCAACACACUGCAUACACCGAAACUUUAAACACACACACAUUUACAAUGCAGUCACUUUAAAGGCACGGGACACUGACGUCUAAAAAACAAAUACAAGCACACCCCGUUUCAUGCGUAACAUGAAACACGAGCGCUUCUGAACACACACACACAUCGGAACACGAAUACACACAACCACUCCGAGCAGCCUCAUUCACUGGAUCUGGAUUGAAUCCAGUUUAGUAUUUUUAUUCUCAUUGUAGUCAUGAAAUUCUUACUUCAAUAAUUGAUGUCAUUCUUUUUUUAAACACUUUUGUAUGUUUUCAACAAGUCUCGUCAUUUUAAACGGGUCAUCGUUUUUGAUGUUUUUGUUUAUUAACAUGUCUUGCGAUCCAUUUUUUAAUACACAGUUCAUAAACUUAUUGAAUCAUUGAAAACGUAGAACUGUAGCUGCCAAUGAACUAUAUGCACAAAUAUGAAGUUGGCAAACACAUCAUUACGUCAUCAUAGCUCACGGUGCCCACCCAAAUGGAAAUCAGACACGCUGGUGUCCAAAAUUUGAUGAGGAUAUAUGCCAAUCCAUUAGUUGUGUAGUGGAACACACUACACUUUGUUCUUGAGAUUGUGAAAUUUUCUUCCCUAGGAAACGUGUUUUCUGAAGUAUAGUGCCAGUUUACUUAUCACCUUUAAAUGAUUUAUUAUCCAGAUAUAGAAGAGACAUUGAUGCCAACUGACUUGACUCUGAUCCUUCUUACACUGGCUUUGUGAUUGGUUGUUAGCUCUUUACUUGGGUUUUAAUUUUUGUUUUGACACUUUUUGGAUUACGAAUAUUCUAUGAUCCUGUACCAUUAGAGUUACCUGAUCAGAGUGAGGUUACAGCAUGUGUGAUUGUGUAAAGUAAGAUCGAUUCGGCUCUAAGGAACUAAUGUUUGUGAAGACAAACCUCCUGCAUUGUGGAUAUCUGAAUAGAACUUUCACAAACCUAAUUUAACUACUUAAUCUAAAUUAGAAUUUCUAUUGUGUGUAUAGUAUACAUAGCACCAACGGAAAUAAUAGAAACAAAUAUAUUACAAAUGCACCAGAUAUCUACAAUGCAGGAGACUGGUGCAGGGAAAGGUUUGGUGCUCUCCCUGUUGAAUAGGUUUUGUAGGGGCAAAUGCACCAACAGGGCUUGUAAAAGAGCUGUAUUGUAUGUGGCAAGCCAGUCUUUCUAUAGUUUGGCAUCCCCGUAGAAGCAUUUCAGUAGCCAUGCCAAAUCCUAACAAUGCUGUGUAACAGAGUUACCCUACGGGUGCCCAGAUGUCUAUAAGCAGUUUUUCUGGUCUAAAAAAAUAUCUGUGGACUGGCCAUCGUAGCCAUCUGUGAAUCUGUUACUCUUAUAGAUUUGUAGUGAUUGAACAGAAGGUAUAUGCUGCUAUGGACCGAUCCCUUAUAAACCUAAAAAAGCCUCUGCCUUUGUUUUUUGAGCAAAACUAGUUAUUAGUGCUUUGCAUUAGUUGAGCAUUAAAAUAAAAAGAUUUUACUAUUGAGUGGAUCAAAAAUGUGAUUAUUAGUGAUGGUAAUGGUGCAAUAGCAAUAAAUGUUAAACGUUAUAUGAUGUUAUAUGUUAAAAGUUGUUUUUAUAUUAUGCCGUGCUUAGGCCCUGUUGGUGCUGCCAGAGAUGUUAAAUAUAAUGGAGUAUGUAGGUAAUGUGACGCAGAUUUUCAAUCAGGGUGUGGACAGCAAUGUCAUACAGAUGUUCAGGUUGUGAUGUGUUAGAGACUCUUUGGUUGAGGUGUUAUGACAUUUUACAUAUAUACAGAAGGAUUCAUUUCUACUUCACCCAUGCUCAUAAAAAGGUUUCGAUUUGGCCCGAUAUGCUAGUUUGUGGUGCAGAAUUGGUUGUCGUUUGCAUCCAGUACAUCGAAGGCCGAUCUACAUUUUCACACUUGAAAGUUUGUGCUAAACAACAGUGAUGACCUGCUUUACUGGUUGCAUUGUGGUUCUUGACUUUUAACUUUGACUUAAGCCACAUAGCAACUCAAAUGCCAUUGAAUCCUCUUACCGAUCCACUUUUUACGUUGUCUCACUCACCUUUUCUCUACCUUUGUGCUGCACAUUUGGAAAGACCCGGUUCCUCUUCGUCCAGUUGAAACCCCUUGUGUCAUUGUUCUGUCCGCUCUGGACUCCUGUCAUGGAGAGACUUCUGUUUCAAACUGAGCAGUGUAAUAAGUCCCGGACUAAUCUGACUCGGUCUGGUUUGGACUGGACUGCUGAGAUCUGUAUCUGUUAAAUGUCCAUUAAGACCCUCUGUGCACUCAUGUUGACUUGAAUCAGCUGCAUCUUACAGCUUUGUGGGUAGUACCCAUAUUUGGCCACCGGAAGGCGCCAAUGUCUUAAAUGUGAACACUUGGAUUUGUGUAUAUUUGCACAGGUACUUAAUUUAUUUUCUAGAGUAAUUAUCUUGGGAGAAAAAAAUGUGGUUUAUAUCAGUCAGACUCUUGACUGUAUAUAAAGAUUAUGAUACUGAUGAUCAUAUUGUGAGUAUAGUAUAUACAGUAUCUUAGAACUCCAGGUUAACUCAUAGCUAGAGCAGAGACUCUCUGCUAGCUCUUCAGACGUUUCUAUGUGUACUGAAGUGAAACACAAACCUGCAAUCCUGCAUGAUUCAGAGAAAGGAUGGGAGAUGGAGAAAAGAUACACAUGAAAUAAAGCAAGGUGCAGAAGAAUUACGGGGAGGGAGGGAGAGAGAGAGAGAGAGAGCGAGCAAGCGUGUUUGCUAGUAUGUGUACGUGUGUGCAUGUAUGUGUGAAUAUUAUAACCCUGUUCUGUUUCUCUGACCCCUGGGUCUCCCUCCCCUUCUCUCUCUCGUUUGUGCGUGAGAAUUAAGGCAGACCUUUGCUUUGGCAGCCAUACUUGACCUGGAGUGAAAGCGUGUUGGAAUGAAUGAGCUUUAUAAUGUUAAAGGGAAUAUAAUGGAUUGUGAAAGAGUUUUGAAUCGGUGUAUUGAGCGUGUUCUGUCUGAAAGGUAAAAUCUCUCCAGUUCAGUGUUGUGCUAUCUGUCAUGUGAAUUGUCUGCUAUGAUGUUGGAUUUCUCAUGAUGCAUUUAGCUAAAAUGCAAUAUGACCGAAAGAAAGCAGGUGGACAAACAUUGUACAUGAGAGAGAGCAAGAGAGAGAUUCAAUACUGCUGUUUGCAGAACGUGAUUUUUUCGCCAGAGGGAUUUGAACUUCUGGACAAAUAUUAAAAUGGAAACAAAAGAUCUUGAGAGAAAUAAACUUCACUGAUGUUG
Messenger RNA from Triplophysa dalaica, 6224 nucleotides. RefSeq names its product MAP/microtubule affinity-regulating kinase 4a (gene mark4a). NCBI's taxonomy places the organism in Eukaryota, Metazoa, Chordata, Actinopteri, Cypriniformes, Nemacheilidae. The record is from RefSeq and is a predicted model, not a curated record. Gene Ontology annotation, molecular function: protein serine/threonine kinase activity; ATP binding; tau-protein kinase activity. Gene Ontology annotation, biological process: intracellular signal transduction; protein phosphorylation; microtubule cytoskeleton organization. The coding region runs from base 602 to 2866 and encodes 754 amino acids. The transcript has 17 exons. Gene Ontology annotation, cellular component: cytoplasm.